AUGAGAGUCAGGAAGAUCGCUCCCAAGAUCCUCCAGCUGCUGACAGAGUGGACGGAAACCUUCCCUUACGACUUCAGGGACGAGAGGAUGAUGCGGAGCCUGAAAGAGCUGACUCACCGGCUGGCCAGUGGAGACGAGGUUUACAGGAAGGCGGUCAGUCAGAUGAGCCAGGGUCUGAUCAGGAGGUUGACGGUGCUCAGCCAGUACGAGGAGGCGCUGGUCAAAAUCAACGCCACGGCAACCGAGCGAUUGACUGCUCUUAAGGCGAAACCCCAGGCGGCCAUCCAGAGAGACAUGCUGUCCAUCUGCAACGACCCGUUCACUGUCGCCCAGCAGCUCACGCACAUAGAACUGGAGAGACUCAGUUACAUCGGACCUGAAGAAUUCGUCCAGGCCUUCGUCCAGAAGGACCCUCUGGACAACGAUAAGAGCUGCUUCAGUGAUCACAAGAAGGCCAGCAACCUGGAAGCUUAUGUCGAAUGGUUCAACAGACUCAGUUAUCUGGUGGCUACAGAAAUCUGCAUGCCUGUGAAGAAGAAGCACCGAGCUCGAGUCAUCGAGUUCUUCAUCGACGUGGCACGCGAAUGCUUCAACAUCGGCAACUUUAACUCCCUCAUGGCCAUCAUCUCUGGGAUGAACAUGAGUCCUGUGUCUCGGCUCAAGAAGACCUGGAGUAAAGUCAAGACGGCCAAGUUUGACAUCUUGGAACACCAGAUGGAUCCUUCCAGCAAUUUCUACAACUACAGAACGGCGCUGAGAGGAGCCACACAGAGGUCGAUCACCGCCAACAGCAGCAGAGAGAAGAUUGUCAUCCCUUUCUUCAGCCUGCUCAUAAAAGACAUCUACUUCCUCAACGAGGGGUGUGCCAACAGGCUGCAGAGCGGACACAUCAACUUUGAGAAAUUCUGGGAGCUGGCCAAACAAGUGAGCGAGUUCAUGGCCUGGAAGAAAGUGGAGUGUCCGUUUGAGAAGGAUCGCAAGAUCCUGCAGUACCUGCUGACGGCUCCAGUGUUCACUGAAGAUGCGUUGUAUCUGGCGUCCUACGAGAGCGAAGGUCCUGAGAACAACAUGGAGAAGGACAGAUGGAAGUCUCUGAGAUCCACUCUGCUAAGCAGGGUCUAAACUUCUGAACAGAAGAAACCAGAACGAAGACAAACCCCUGACGAGCGAGCCGGGCCCUGUCGACGCCGCUGUUGUCUAAACAAAGUAUCCCCAUGUUGGAAGGGAAACGACAAUCUCUAUUUGACUGGCGAGGAUCUUUUGUGUUCCCCCCAGCUUCAGAUUUCUAUUAAGCUCUGCUUUUCCUUACCCUCUUGCUCUUUGUGCUGUAUAUUUCAGGACAGCUGUUUUUUCCUCUCUUUGUAUGACUUUGUAGUCUUUUUUUAAAAAGAGAAACACUACAAACCUUCACAGUACAAGCCAAGGGGUGCCGAGGUUUCUCGUCUGAAGCAUUUCGCCCUGAUAUAAACCUCCUGUGAGCGUAAACUGAGUUGUUGGGGUCAUUUGUUCCCCCCCCCCCGCUAAUUUUCAACACGUUUUUUUCCACUGAAGCUACAAAGUUAGCCGCUGGUUGGCUAACUCGACUAUUCGCUCUGGUUCCAUAAGCCAGCAUCGUUUGUACGGAGAACUCAAAACUUGCCCGCAACACUGUUGUUAAACAUUAAGCUAGCCAUUAUUUGUAGUUUUGUUUCGUCUCCUUCCUUUUGUACAAAUACCUGAGUAUCUCUUCAUGUCAUGUUUCUGACGGUUUUGUUUAUUGUGAUGUGUAAGAAAAAAAAUGCACUGGCUGCAUUUGAAAGAUGUAACUGAGGUUUUUUGUUUGUGUUGUAUAAAGUUUUGUGGUUUUCUUCAGCAGGAAGCAACACUUCUUCCUCCUUUAUCUCUGACACACUCGAGGCCUCAGUCUUUGAAUGAACUGAAGCAUCAGUGAACCCCUUUUGCUAGCGUCUUUCGGACAUGGCAAUUGGGGAUUAAAGGGAUUGUUUGGGUUUUUUGGUACGGUAUGGGGUACUUAUCCAUAGGCUAUAAAAAACGUACAGUAGAUGUCAGUCUGCACGCCCCCAGUUUGGAGCAGCAGGCCGGAGUCCAACAUGGAAGCGAAACAGUGUUGUGGAUGGGGUCAGCUAAAAAACUAAUUUUAGCCAACUUAAAAAAGUCCCACCGAUCUAAAUCAAUAUCACUUCAUGUGUAUGCUAUAUUGAGAGUAUUUUCAGUGCAUUAUUUUUCUGUCAGGCAGCCCAAUCCAGGAGGAAAGCCAUUACUUUACUGGCUUGAGUUCCCCAUCUAUGCUCUCGUCAAAGCCACUAAACUCCAUAGACAAAAUCAGUAAUUUUAGCACACUGAACACAGGAGCUGCUGGUCGACCGCUGCCUCGAUUAGUUAGUUAGCUUGUGUUAUUGUGUGACUUUAGUGAAUCCGAACUAAACGUUUUAAACGUUAAAGUCACACAAUAACACAAACUAACUAUCUGAGGUAAACCAGCAGCUCCUGUGUUCAGUGUGCUAAAAUUACUGUUUUUGUCAAUGGAGUCUGGCAUUGAAGAAAGCGAUAAAAUGGCGACAUUUUCCCAUUGGAAAUCACUGUCUGACAUUAAGUUGAAGCAGUGGCAAUACUCUCAAUAUAGCAUACAUUUGACUGAUACUGACUUUUGGUUUUGGGUGGGACUUUUUUGGGGGGGGGGCUACAAUUUGGCCCUGGCCCCCAUCCACAGCAGUGUAUUGCUUUGCUUCCAUGUUGGACUCCAGCCUGCUUCUCCAAACUGUUGCUGUGCAGACUGACAUCUACUAUAUGUCAUAUGCUGUCUACAGUAAAGAACCUCAUACAACCCCACUUAAAAAUAACUGAAGUGUCCCUUUAACACACUGUUGGAUGAUGUAAGGAGCACUUCAUUGGAGGCACACUGAGUCCUUUAGCAGUGAGCUUAAAUGAAAGGUGUGAUGAUAGUGUGUUUCCUGUUGUUGCUGAUAAUCAGUGUUAAAAUAGCCCCACUGCUGCUGGGAAGAUAAGCCGGGCUGAAGGCCACCAUUCAUCCUUUGCCCUUUUGUUCCUGCUCUGAUGUAGAAGAUAAGUGUGCUUGUUCUGCCCCCUGGUGGUUCAGUCUGAAAAGUGAAUGGAUUUCAUGUGGUUGCAAAAUGUGAACUGAGGAUUUCUGUUACAACCCCACACAUGCUGAAUAUUAUCCUUUGUAUGUUUUUAUUUUUCAUAUGAUAUAAAAAAGUACAGUUUCCUCCAUGUUUGUUUUAUUUAUAAAUCUAUUUGUGUAGUCACAUUAUGUCCUCAUGCCAAUAUUUACUAUUAUUUUAUUGUUAUUUAAUUUUGUACUAGGUACAUAACAUUGCUUGAGUAGUCCUCUGAUAUUGGCUUAACUUUUAUUUUUCUAUACACGUUUGUAUGAGACACUUAUUUUUUCAAGGUACUGGCUCAGAGUAUGAAGUUGAAUGACUGAUGUCUGCUUUGCCUUGACUGCUCCUCCCUCAACACAGAGUGCUGUUGUGGUUUAUUGUGUACAUAUUGUGUUGCUUUUUCUUUCUCCCUGUGUUUGUUUAUUUGUAUUUGGACUGUUGAAAUGGGAUAGAGGAACUGUUUCUAAAUGAAUUAGUAGUGUUUAAAGAGGAAGUUAAUAAAAGAAUGUUUUAAAAGAA
Messenger RNA from Epinephelus moara (kelp grouper), 3641 nucleotides. Its product is annotated as ras-GEF domain-containing family member 1B-A. Gene Ontology annotation, cellular component: plasma membrane. The transcript has 11 exons. NCBI's taxonomy places the organism in Eukaryota, Metazoa, Chordata, Actinopteri, Perciformes, Serranidae. The annotation marks the transcript as partial. The record is from RefSeq and is a predicted model, not a curated record. Gene Ontology annotation, molecular function: guanyl-nucleotide exchange factor activity. Gene Ontology annotation, biological process: positive regulation of GTPase activity; Ras protein signal transduction.